CAUCAAUUAUCUUUCAUUUUUUAAUUAAAAAAGCAAAGACUUCAGAAGAAGAUAUUACUCUUGUUUAUUUCUUUAGCUCACACCUUCACUUAAAAUUGAUCCAUCAAUGGCUUCCUUCUUUAGUUCAUCUUACAGUGAGGAUGAGUCAUACACAAAGAAUCCACCCAAUAAAGCAUUUAGAAUCCACGAUGUGUUCUUAAGUUUCAGAGGAAAGGAUACACGUGCUUCCUUCACUUCACAUCUUAAUUCUUUUCUUGUAAAUUCUGGAAUCAAAGUUUUUAGGGACGAUGAUUCACUUCAAAGAGGAGAUCAAAUUUCAACUUCAAUAAAUCGAGCAAUUGAAGAAUCACACAUUGCUAUUGUUGUCUUUUCAAAAAACUACGCUGAUUCGCGAUGGUGUCUUGAUGAGUUGGUGAAGAUAAUGGAGUGUAGCAGAACCACAGGGCAAGUGGUUUUGCCAGUUUUCUAUGAUGUAGAUCCUUCGGAAGUUCGUCACCAAACUGGUGAGUUUGGCAAAGCGUAUCGAACUCUCUUAAAUCGACUUUCAAGUAAGACUUACAAAAUCACGGAACGGACUUGGAAGGCUGCGCUUCAUCAGGUAGCCGGAUUUGCAGGGUUUGUAGUGCUAAAUUCCAGGAAUGAAAGCGAGGCUAUUAAGGAUAUUGUUGAAAAAAUUGUGCGUUUGUUAGACAAGACGGACUUGUUCGUUGCUAAUAAUCCGGUAGGAGUUAAACCUCGAGUGGAAGAUAUGAUUCAACUGAUAGAAAAAACAAUGCAGCAACACACGUUUGAUAUGCCACAGUUCCAACAAAUGCAAAAUCCAUUUCAAAAACAACAAUUAAAAGAAGUUCAACUACUUGGGGUGUGGGGUAUGGGAGGGAUUGGCAAGACUACCAUUGCAAAAGCCAUUUACAAUAAAAUUGGCCGCAAUUUUGAUGGUAGGAGCUUCCUUGCAAAUAUUAGGGAAGUUUGGGAGAAAAAUAUUGGACCAGUUUCUUUACAAGAACAAAUUAUCUUUGAUAUUUGUAAAGAAAUGACGACCAAGAUACAUAACAUUGAGGAAGGAAAAAUUAAGUUGAGAGAUAUACUUUGCAAUAAAAGAGUACUUCUUGUACUUGAUGAUGUGAAUACACUGGAUCAGUUGAAUGCUUUGUGUGGAAGUCGGAAAUGGUUUGGUCCGGGUAGUAGAAUAAUUAUCACAAGUAGAGAUAUGCAUAUACUCAGAGGGGAUAGAGUUGAUCAAGUAUACACAAUGAAAGAAAUGAGUGAAAGUGAAUCACUUGAGCUUUUUAGUUGGCAUGCAUUCAAGCAAGCGAGGCCCAAACAAGAUUUUGCGGAAAUUUCAAGAAAUGUUGUGGACUAUUCCGGUGGGUUGCCGCUAGCACUUGAAGUCCUUGGGUCACAUUUGUUUGAUAGGAGGGUAACAGAAUGGGAGAAUGUAUUGGAAAAACUUAAAAAAAUUCCUAAUGAUCAAGUACAAAAGAAGUUAAAAAUAAGUUAUGAUGCUUUAAAUGAUGACACUGAGAAAGAAAUAUUCCUUGACAUAGCUUGUUUCUUUAUUGGGAUGGUUCGAAGUGAUGUUAUACAUAUAUUAAAUGGGUGUGAGCUUUAUGCAGAAAUUGGAAUAAAUGUUCUCGUGGAACAUAGCCUUGUGACUGUUGAUGAUAGGAACAGACUUGGAAUGCAUGAUUUGUUGCGAGAUAUGGGAAGAGAAAUCAUUCGUGAGAAAUCACCGAAGGAUCCUGAAGAGCGUAGUAGGUUAUGGUUUAGUAAGGACGUGCUUGAUGUACUAUCAGAACAAACAGGAACAAAAGUUGUUGAGGGACUGACUUUGAAACUGCCAAGAGCUAAUGAAAAAUGUUUCAGUACUAAAGCAUUUAAGAAGAUGAAAAGACUGAGAUUGCUUCAACUUGCCGGAGUACAACUUGAUGGGGAUUUUGAAUACCUUUCAAGGAAUUUGAGAUGGCUUUCUUGGAAUGGAUUUCCUUUAAAAUGCAUACCUACAAGCUUUUAUCAAGAAAAUUUAGUUUCCAUUGAGUUAGUAAACAGCAAUGUCAAAUUUCUUUGGAAAGAGGCUCAGAGGUUGGAAAAGUUGAAAAUUCUAAACCUUAGUCAUUCUCAUUCUCUGACACAGACCCCUGACUUCUCAAACAUGCCUAAUCUUGAAAAGCUAAUACUCGCUGAUUGUCCAAAGUUGUCUGAGAUUUCUCCUAGCAUUGGACAGCUCAGUAAAAUUCUUCUGAUAAAUUUGGAAGACUGUAUUAACAUUCGUAAACUCCCAAGAAGCAUAUACAAGUUAAAAUCACUGAAAACUCUUAUUCUUUCUGGGUGUUUAAAGAUUGACAAAUUGGAAGAUGACUUGCAAGAUAUGGCAUCUUUAACCAACCUAAUUGCAAAUAAUACUGCCAUAGCUAGAAUUCCCUUUUCAGUAGUAAGGUCUAAAAGCAUUGGAUAUAUUUCUCUCUGCGGUUAUGAAGGAUUCUCACAAGACGUGUUUCCAGCUAUCAUUUGGUCUUGGAUGUCACCGACAAAUAAUCUCCCAUCCCCAUUUCAAACAUCUGCUGGCAUGUCAUCUCUCGUUCGUAGUUCCCAUGAACUAUCAUCUAUGUCCAAGUACCUUCCAUGGUUUCGAUGUCUCUGGGUGGAGUGCAAAUCAGAACUUCAACUUUCUCGAGACACAGAAAUUAUUAUGAAUGCCUUAUAUGCCAAAAAUUCUGAAGAGUUAGAAUCAGCUGUUACUUCACAAGUAUCGAAUAUGAAAACUUCCGCGCUAAUUCAAUGCUACAGUCAAGCUCACAUUUCAAGAUCAAAAUCUUCAUUGAAGUCUUUGUUUAUUCAAGUUGGAAUGAAUUGUCAGGUCACCAAUAUUCUGAAAGAGAACAUUUUACAGAAUACGGGUGUCAAUGGGCGUGGCCGUCGUUCGCUCCCUGGUGAUAAUUAUCCAGAUUGGCUGACCUUCAAUUUCAAAGGUUCUUCUGUAAUAUUUGAAGUCCCUCGAGUGCAAGGGCGUAACUUAAAGACAAUGAUGUGCAUUGUCUAUUCUUCAUCCCCGGAUAACAUAGCAUCAGACGGCCUUACAAACUUGUUGGUAAAAAAUUACACAAAGGCCAACAUUCAACUUUAUAAAAGAGAGGCCUUAGUCUCUUUUGAAGACGAGGAGGGGGAGAGGGUAUUAUCAAGUUUAGAACCCGGUAACAAAGUCGAGAUUAUUGUUGUUUUUGGAAAAGGUUUCACAGUAAAGGAAACAAUAGUUUACCUUGUAUACGAUCAAUCCGUUGGAGAAAAAAAUGAUAUUGUGUUUAGUGGUGAUGAUAACGAAUGCUCUGUCAGGACAGACUUUCCGCAAGAGGGAGUCAUGGAUGAAAAAAUUGACGCUGCUGGUUUUAUCAAAUAUAGUUUCAGACAAUGGAUUACAGAUUUUAUGUGUAGAUUAGUGGAGUGCUGCGGAAAGUCAAAUUAAACUUGAGUAUGUAGGUGAAAGUCAUCGAUGUUUCCAAAAGUCUUUCAGUUUGAGAAGCAGGAUUGGAAUGCAUGAUUUAAGUUCAAAACAUAUACUUACAAAUUUAGAUUGCAAUGAAUACUUAGACCUCUCUUUUAAUUUUGCAAAAAUAAUACUAAACCAAUGUAUUCAAGAAAAAACACCACAUGAUGUAUACAUUUUAAUUUCCAUUCUCAAGGUUAUUGGUACAUUAUAUUCA
Molecule: messenger RNA, 3698 nt
Organism: Lathyrus oleraceus (garden pea)
Lineage: Eukaryota; Viridiplantae; Streptophyta; Magnoliopsida; Fabales; Fabaceae
Product: disease resistance protein RPV1
Exons: 5
Coding region: 107-3460 (1117 amino acids)
Biological process (GO): defense response; signal transduction
Molecular function (GO): ADP binding
Source: RefSeq, a predicted model, not a curated record